AUGCAGAGAACUCAAUUUAUCAACAAAAACCUAUGCAUCAACAACAAAGACUACAAGAAUCAACAUACCAACAACAACUUUACAAACAUGGACCAAUCCUUAUUGAACAUCAAGAGUUCAACACUACGGAACCUGAAGAAGAUCAUAAUAGUAUUCCUGUUACAUCAGCUCCUGUAG
Messenger RNA from Puccinia graminis f. sp. tritici CRL 75-36-700-3, 177 nucleotides. RefSeq lists its product as uncharacterized. The coding region runs from base 1 to 177 and encodes 58 amino acids. The transcript has a single exon. Lineage: Eukaryota; Fungi; Basidiomycota; Pucciniomycetes; Pucciniales; Pucciniaceae. The record is from RefSeq and is a predicted model, not a curated record.